Molecule: messenger RNA, 2280 nt
Organism: Tympanuchus pallidicinctus (lesser prairie-chicken)
Lineage: Eukaryota; Metazoa; Chordata; Aves; Galliformes; Phasianidae
Gene: AIFM3
Product: apoptosis inducing factor mitochondria associated 3
Exons: 22
Coding region: 215-2092 (625 amino acids)
Biological process (GO): execution phase of apoptosis
Cellular component (GO): mitochondrion; cytoplasm
Molecular function (GO): oxidoreductase activity, acting on NAD(P)H; 2 iron, 2 sulfur cluster binding; flavin adenine dinucleotide binding
Source: RefSeq, a predicted model, not a curated record
CCCGACCCGCCCCGACCCGCCCGGGGGCGGCCGCGCUCCCUCCUGCCGCCGCGAUGCUGCGGUGCCGCGGUGCCGAGCCGGGAGCUGCCCAGGUGCCGAAGGACGCCUGAGGCCUGGUGCCAGCAGGUGGCUGCCAUGCGAGGCGCUGCCCGUCCCCUCGCUGCUCUGCACACCGUCCCUGCUGCGCGCCCGGCGCCGUGCUGCUCUGCUCGCCAUGGGAGGAUGCUUCUCCAAGCCCAAGCCAGUUGAAGUGAAAAUCGAGGUUGUGAUACCUGAGAAGGAGAGGAGCAAGGAGGAGAUGUCACCCAACGGGAAAGCCAGCCCAUUGGUUUACAAGGUCAAUGGGACUGCCCGGCAUUACCAUCUCGAGGAGCAUCCCAUUGCCAGCAAUCCCUACCACAACCCAAAGGAUGUAGUGGAAGCAUCUGUGUGCCACGUGAAGGACCUGGAGAAUGGACAGAUGCGUGAGGUGGACCUGGGCUGUGGGAAGGCACUGCUGAUCAAGGAGGCUGGAGAGUUCUAUGCCAUGGGACACAAAUGCCCCCACUAUGGGGCCCCGCUGGUUAAAGGGGUUUUGUCCAAAGGAAGGGUCCGCUGCCCCUGGCACGGGGCUUGUUUCAACAUUGGCACUGGUGACAUUGAGGACUUUCCUGGCUUGGACAGCCUGCCCAGGUUCCAGGUGAAGAUUGAGAAGGAGAAGGUGUACAUCCGAGCAAGCAAGCAGGCUCUUCAGACACAGAGGAGGACGAAGAUGAUGGCAAAGUGCAUCUCCUUGAGCAACUACAACCUGAGCAGUACCAACGUGCUGAUCAUCGGUGCAGGUGCAGCAGGGUUAGUCUGUGCAGAGACGUUGCGCCAGGAGGGUUUCUCAGACAGGAUUGUAAUGUGCACGAUGGACAGACACUUGCCCUACGACAGGCCGAAGCUCAGCAAGUCCAUGGAUGCCCACCCAGAGCAGAUUGCCCUGCGCCCCAAGGAGUUCUUCCGCACGUACGACAUCGAAGUCCUGACAGAAAUGCAGGCUGCGGCUGUGGAUAUCAAGAACAAGACGGCUGUGUUCAAGGAUGGAUUUAAGAUGGAGUACAACAAACUGCUGAUAGCAACUGGAAACACGCCCAAAGCUCUCAGCUGUAAGGGCAAGGAAGUGGAAAACGUUUUCAACAUCCGGACGCCAGAAGAUGCGAACCGCGUGGUGAAGUUGGCCACCAGCAAGAACGUGGUGAUAGUGGGAGCUUCCUUCCUUGGGAUGGAGGUGGCUGCCUACCUGACGGAGAGGGCCCACUCGGUGUCUGUGGUGGAGCUGGAGGAGGUCCCAUUCAAGAAGUUCUUUGGGGAGAGAGUUGGUCGUGCUGUCAUGAAGAUGUUCGAGAGCCACAGGGUGAAGUUCUACAUGCAGACUGAGGUGUCGGAGCUCCGGGAGCAGGAGGGCAAGCUGAAGGAGGUGGUGCUGAAGAGUGGGAAGGUCCUGCGCGCAGACGUUUGUGUCGUUGGCAUAGGUGCAGUGCCAGCGACGGGAUUUCUCAAGCAGAGCGGCAUCAACAUUGACUCCAAAGGCUUCAUCGUGGUCAACAAGAUGAUGCAGACCAACAUCCCUGGAGUGUUUGCAGCUGGUGAUGCUGUCACAUUCCCACUGGCCUUGAGGAACAAUAAGAAAGUGAAUGUCCCCCACUGGCAGAUGGCCCAUAUGCAUGGCCGUAUUGCAGCACUGAAUAUGCUGGCCCACGGCACGGAGAUCAGCACAGUCCCCUAUUUGUGGACUGCAAUGUUUGGGAAAAGCAUUCGAUAUGCAGGCCACGGGGAAGGAUUUGAUGAUGUUGUCAUUCAAGGAGACUUGGAUGAACUGAAGUUCGUUGCAUUUUAUACCAAGAGGGGCCCCAGGAGAUGGCUUUGGUGUGGCAGGACGGCACCGUGCGCCGAGAGCUGGAGGAGUGACGAGGUGGUGGCUGUGGCCAGCAUGAACUACGACCCCAUUGUUUCCAAGGUGGCCGAGGUGCUGGCUGCUGGCAGGGCCAUCCGAAAGCGUGAUGUGGAGCUGUUUGUCCGUCACGGCAAAACUGGAGAUAUGUCCUGGCUAACGGGGAAAGGCUCCUAACAGACAUGGCUGCAACCUCCUGGUACUGCGCUGGCCUCGAGGAGAUGGGGAUGGCUGCAGAGCUCCACGGCACGAUGCAAAUAAUGCACCUGAGUCGUCUUCCCUUGAGAUUUGGCCAAACCCAGCCUGUUUCACCCUGCAGUCACCUUCCCAGCAGCUCUGUGCAUGCAAACCGCCGCCAGCUCUCC